AUGACCGUCCCCAACGACCAACAACAUGUCCAGCGACCAGCGCAGAUCCUGUUCACCUGCCAUCCCCUGACAGGCCACAUCACCCCCGCGCUGCGCGUGGCCUCGGAGCUGCGGCGGCGCGGGUGGCCCGUCUCGUUCCUGGGCCCCACCACGCACCGGCACCGCAUCUCGGCGUCGGGAGUCGACUUCAUCCCCCUGCAGGCCGAGGCUGACAUCGACGACCUGCUCUACUACUCCCCCGACAACCCAGACCCGCCGGUGCCCGCGUACCACUCGCUGCUGUGGUACGAGCGCACCCUCGUCGACGUGGAGAAGCACUGCCUCGAGCCCAUCCCGGCGCAGUGGCGAUGCCUGAAGGAGGCGCUGGCCAGCCUGCAGGCGCGCAGUCCUGACCUUCCCGUCGUUGUCAUAUCAGAGGCUUUCUUCCACGGCAUCUUGCCUCUGUAUUUUGGCGCGCCACUGCCGGAGGGUGUCAAGCGACCCAGGACGCUGUGUGUCUCCGUCACGCCGCCGGCGAUCCGUAGCAUCGACCUUCCUCCCUUCGGCUACCCCCUCCCAUUCUCGCAGACACCCGAGGGGAGAGCCCGCAACGCAGAGACCUGGGAGAUCUUCGGAGAGGAGACCUCAUCCCUGAAGAAACUCUUCGACGAAAAGCUGGCCGAAGCCGGAGCCACACGCUUCCCUCCCGGCCCGGUCCUCCAAGGGAUAAACUACACAAGCCACGACGCCAUCCUGCAAAUCGGCGUCCCCAGCUUCGAGUACCCGCGGAGCGACUGGCCCCAGCAGUUCCAGUUCCUGGGCUUCCUCCCACUGGCUGCUCCCCCGCCCAAAGGCUACCCGAACCUGCCCGGCUGGUGGGGCGAGCUGACCAGCACCGAGAAGAAGGUCGUCGUGGUUGCCCAGGGGACGGUCGAGACGGACCCGAACGACCUGAUCAUCCCCACCAUCGAGGCGCUGCGCGGGCGGGACGACGUGCUGGUGGUGGCCAUCAUGGGACGCAAGGGCGCGGCUCUGCCGGCUGACUUUGAGGUGCCUCGUAAUGCGCUUGUCACUGAUUAUCUUCAUUACGACGCGGUUCUGCCCUACGCCGAUGUCUGGGUGCACAAUGGCGGUUACGGGGCGAUCACGCACGGUAUUGCUCAUGGCGUGCCGAUGGUGGUGGCUGGUGAGGGCCAGGACAAGCCGGAGAACGUCAAGAGAUACAAAAGCAAAGAUGAGCAGCAGCCCUGA
Molecule: messenger RNA, 1230 nt
Organism: Diaporthe citri
Lineage: Eukaryota; Fungi; Ascomycota; Sordariomycetes; Diaporthales; Diaporthaceae
Exons: 2
Coding region: 1-1230 (409 amino acids)
Molecular function (GO): glycosyltransferase activity
Source: RefSeq, a predicted model, not a curated record